AUGUUCAUGCUUAAGAGCUUGUUUGGAAAAAUAUGGAGUGAUCAGCACAAUAUAGAACUAAUCCAGAUUCCUAAGGGCUCAUUGUACCGCGUACAGAGGCGGGGAGACCAGGAGACGCGGGUAUGCGUGUUCGUGAAUGCCCUCGCCACCAUUCGUCGCACGUCCACGCCGCGAAACUACGAACUGGUAAUUUCGCGUGCGGACGCGAAUGAAAGUACACACGAUGCUCUAGAUGAUGAGCGGUCCUUUCUUAUUGACGAAGCACUGGGGCUCCGUACCAGCACGCGUGGCCCGGACCCCACAUUUGUAUGGCACGACCUUCAAAGGGACGAGAACGAGCUGCUUGAAUAUGUCGUGGAUGCGCAGCACUCCAACGCAGUUACGCGAUCUGUAUUUGAAGUUACGUUCCUGCAGUGUGCCUGGGAGCGCAAGACCGGCCGCAGUCAUGAGGAGGCCACGGACGACGACUUAGAAGCCAUCAAGUACCGCGGCUCUGAGUCUGCUUCGUCGGCCGCACAAGAAGACGUGGCACCGAAGCCCAUGGCCGCUCCUCCUACUGCGCGUACACCCGGGAAAAUGUACCCUAAGGUGCCUGCCGCUGACAGUCUGCAGACGGUGACAGGGUCUGACGAGCCCGAGAUUGUGCUGACGGCUACCGCCGAUCUGUAUCUCUACGACCAGGCGAGCGGGCUAUUCAUGCGUCAGGAAAAAAAUGUCACUGCCAAGGUCGCUGAAGCGGGCCGUUUUCUCUACUGGAUGGUGGUAGAUGGCGCCGAGGCACCAUGGCUGAGUCAGGGUCUAGACUCACGUAUGAACAUGAACUUUUCACUUGAGAACCUCAGUGCUGUAUGGAACUACUAUGACGAGCAACACCAUGUAUAUUCGUGGCUGCUGCGAUUCGGUGAGAAGACAGCAUACCUUGCGUUCCAGGAGCAGUUCUCCCACCUCAUUUGGGAAACCCUACACGAAGAAAAGUGGGGCAAAGCGUCAGACGUGGAGAAGCAGUACAUUGAGCAGGCGUAUGAGCAGGAUGUCGCUAUGACAGACGAGGAGGGCGAGUCACACCCUCACACGCUGUUGUCGCCUCGCCACACAUCCGCACUCAGUGAUGACGACGAUGCCGAUGCCGUGGAAGCUGAGUUGGAUCCCAUGGACGAGGACGACGAUGAGGCCUAUGUGGAGUCUGAGACGCAGGCAGAUGACCCACCGGUGGCCCCUGACUCGGGUGGCGAGGCUAAUUCGGCGCUGGCCGUGGGCUACAAGUCGGACCGAGCCUUUGUGGUGCGUGGAGACAAGAUUGGCGUGUUCAAGCACACCGAUGACGACCGCCUUGAGUUCGCCACGGCCAUCAACCGGAUCAGCACCCCCAAGGGCAAGUCGUUCCAGCCGAAGCGCGUGAUGCUUCAUGACCAGGACUCGGCGAUGGUCCUUAUGGACCCGUCCAACCAACAUGCACUGUACCGCAUGGACCUGGAGUAUGGCAAGGUUGUAGAGGAAUGGAAGGUGCACGAGGAUGUGCCUGUGACCAACUUUCUGCCUUCAUCAAAGUAUGCUCAGAUGUCUGCCGAAAAGACUUUCGUCGGCACCUCCCGCAAUGGCAUCUUUCGGAUCGAUCCGCGUCUCGCCGGCGAGAAGCUCGUUGAUUCGCAGUUCAAGCAGUACACCAGCAAGAACGACUUCAGCGCCGCUGCUACCGAUGCAAAAGGCCGCUUGGCCGUCGCCUCUAAUAAGGGUGACCUGCGGUUGUUUGAUCAGAUCGGAAAGAAUGCCAAGACGGCGCUGCCUGCUUUAGGCGACCCCAUUCUCGGCGUCGAUGUUUCGUCAGACGGCCGCUGGGUCAUUGCCACGUGCCGGACAUACCUGCUGCUCAUUGACACACUUAUCCAGGAUGGCCGAUACCAGGGCAGCCUCGGCUUUGACCGAAGCUUUCCGGCUGAUGCGCGUCCACUCCCACGCCGGCUACAGCUGCGCCCUCAUCACGUUGCAUACAUGGAGUCAGAGGUCCAUUUCACACCUGCGCAUUUCAACACCGGCUCGGACUCGGAGACGUCGAUUGUUACGUCGACUGGCAACUAUGUUGUAUCGUGGUCGUUCGAUUCCGUUAAGAAGGGCAAUCCAUAUGCGUAUGUGCUUAAGCGUUAUGCGGGUACUGUCGUUCGCGACGAUUACACCUACGGCCUACGCGCGCUUCGCUGGCACCAGGCUCCACUCAGCCUCGCUCCAGUGCGGGUCAUGCACGUCGCUUGA
Messenger RNA from Malassezia sympodialis ATCC 42132, 2247 nucleotides. RefSeq lists its product as uncharacterized. The coding region runs from base 1 to 2247 and encodes 748 amino acids. The transcript has 4 exons. Gene Ontology annotation, cellular component: nucleus; cytoplasm. Lineage: Eukaryota; Fungi; Basidiomycota; Malasseziomycetes; Malasseziales; Malasseziaceae. The record is from RefSeq and is a predicted model, not a curated record.